Molecule: messenger RNA, 4791 nt
Organism: Aureobasidium uvarum
Lineage: Eukaryota; Fungi; Ascomycota; Dothideomycetes; Dothideales; Saccotheciaceae
Source: the annotation of a GenBank genome assembly
AUGACUAAGAAUAAUCUCCGCGAGCAGCUUGGAUGGUUGCUACAGGAAAACCCGUGUAUCCCCAAACACUCGCCGUCUCUACCACCAGUACCUCUAUCCUUUGGACCUUCUUCGCAAACGCAGCUUUCACAGACCGUAAUCAGGAAUGACAAUCCACUACCGACACGUUCAUCGACCCAGACAACGCGUCUGACCGCUAGAAACACUGCAGCAGAGCAAGAGAGACCGAAUCCCUCCACGCGUGGCGAGCCCAGUGCGAAUAUGGCUAGGUUGAGAGCCGCAGCCUCGUCCUCUCCUACCAAGCCUGCUCAGAUAUCUCUCCCCGAGAGGUCGUCCCAAUCGUCAACCAGACCAGCCAUCUCCAACCUGUCUCAUCGUCUUAAUUCGUAUGCUCAAUCACCUGCUCCGCGAACCGCUGCACCUUCGGCCAACAUGUCUCGAACCACGCCUGCAUUGCCCUCGAAGGUUGAUACUCUCGACCUCACCGAAGANCUUUUGCCAACCCCGGCUCGGCUGUUUUCAAACUCGAAAGGUCAAAAGAGAAAGAGCGAUGAACACAGAGCCGACACAUACAAUCGAUCGUCCUCGAAGGCACCUCGUCUGGAGACGAUCCAACAACCAGAUGACGACGACGACGAUAGUUUUAUGUCUAUCGAUGAUUUGGUAGACGAAGAACCCAUUGGCCCACCUCCUCCAUAUUCCACCGUCGCACAAUCACCGGCCAAGCGUCCGGCACAACCGCCUGUACCGUCUUCGAGUUCUACCAUGGGCCCUCCGCCACAAGAGAGACGAGUCAAGCGCCAAGUAUUGGAUAGUGAAGAUGAAGAUAUGGAGGAUGUCCACGAGAGUGUACCUGAGCCACGUCUGCCUUCUCCCGUCAAGUUGAAGCAACCAUCGGUAUCCCCAAGGAAACCAUUGCAAACUCCCGCGCUAAGUCGUGUUGCUCAAUCACCUGCCAUCGGCUCACAAUCACCUGGCCUUGCACCGCUGUCAUCGAGUGAAGAUGCUCUCAUCAAUAAAUUCUUGUCCUGGACUCAAGAAGACUUCGAGUCGAAGCUGGCCGAGGCUGGUGAUCGACACGCACAAGCCACGGACGACUACAUGGCGGCCAUGGAGUCUCUGGCUAUCGAUGAGGUACCGGCUCAUAUCUCCGAGGCCUAUGAGCAGGCAGGUGAGGUCGAGGAAGCUUUGAAGAGCUUGAAAGACUUCAAAGAUAGACUUGAUGCACUGGACUUUGAGAUGAAAAACAUCUCGGAUCUUAUGAGAAAGGCUCUACUUGCUCGACAAAAGCCCACCAGAGAACAGCAAGAGAUGAAACAACUCAAGCAACGCAUUCGCGAUACGCAUACCGAUAUCUUACCGCUUCUUCAGAAUCUCGAGUCUGCUGGUCUCAUGUCCACCUUCAAGAGACCCGCUGCUGUCACUGUCAAGUCGACUCAGGCUAUGCCCAGGGCGAAGACCGAGGUCUCAAGAAGCCCCGGUCCCGAAAGGAUCAAGCAGACUCAGCUUCCCAAUGGCAGGAGCAUCGAGAUAUUUCCCGGUGUCGAGGACACUCCACCCAGGAGAAAGAUCAAACAUGAGCCAGAUGUGGAGGACCCCAGCGUGAUGGAGAUUAGUCCGCCUCGUCACUUCCCGGAAAGAAAAGUGUACCACUCCGACACUUACAAUGCUCCACUCUCCCCUUCAAAGCGAAAUAACACAACUACCGUCAGUCGCGAAGUCUCAACGAAACCGACAACCUCGACUAGAGAUUUCGUCCAGUCUCAUAGACACAGUGACAAGGAGAACUAUGGAGUACCCGACGAAUUUGACGAGUUCGAGGAAGAAGACGAAAACCUCUUCAGCAACAUUAUGGGCACGCCUCCAGCGCAGACUAUUGACGAAGACAACUACGAUGACGAAUUUGGUGAUGACGAAGAUCUUAUGGAACUUGCGACCGAAUUUGAGGAUCAUUCAACCUUCCAUGGUGUAUCUCGUCAGUCCAAUGACCGAUCUGCGGUUGGUCAAGUCUCGCAUGUUGCUAAGCCACGACCAAAGAAGAACACUCCUGUCAAAAGACCGAAAACGCUUGACGAAGAACUGGGUGAUUAUCCAUGGACCAAAGAAGUCAAGAAUGGACUUGUGAAGGUUUUCAAAUUGCCAGGAUUCCGAUUGAACCAGGCUAAUGCCAUCAACGCCACACUUGCUGGUAGACACGUCUUCGUGCUUAUGCCCACUGGAGGUGGCAAAUCCCUCUGCUAUCAACUCCCAGCAAUUGUCAAAUCAGGAAAGACAUCGGGCGUCACUCUCGUCGUUUCUCCACUGCUGAGUCUCAUGGAAGAUCAAGUCUCGCAUCUGAGAGCCCGCAAUAUUCAGGCGUUUUCUCUCACUGGCAGCACCUCGAUGGAUGAGCGUAGAGAGAUCACAAGCACCUUUACAAGAUCCGACGUACAGGACUUCGUACAAAUGCUCUACGUUACGCCAGAAAUGUUGAACAAAAGCGGCAUGAUGAAGACAGCGUUCAAGGAUUUGCACCGAAGGGGAAAGCUUGCGAGAAUUGUCAUCGACGAAGCCCAUUGCGUCAGUCAAUGGGGGCAUGAUUUCCGCCCUGACUACAAAGAGCUUGGUAUGGUCUUGACUGACUAUCCCGGUGUGCCCAUCAUGGCCCUCACAGCCACUGCGACCGAAAAUGUCAAAGUAGACACCAUUGGCAAUCUCGGUAUCAGUGGUUGCGAUGUCUUUUCACAAAGUUUCAAUCGUCCAAACCUCAGUUACCAUGUUGACACCAAGCCCAAGAAGUCAGUGCUCCUUGACACAAUCCAGGAGAUCAUUGAGGAUAAACACAAGAACAAAUGUGGUAUCAUCUACUGUCUUUCGAGGAAGCAAUGCGAAGACGUCGCUGGAGAGCUUCAAGGACGCCGCAUCAAGGCCCACCAUUACCAUGCUGGUAUGGAGCCCGAAGCAAAAAGCGACGUUCAAAGGAAAUGGCAAAAGGGCGAGAUCAAAGUGAUUGUGGCAACCAUCGCGUUCGGUAUGGGUAUUGACAAGCCAGAUGUCCGCUUCGUCAUUCACCACACAAUCCCGAAGAGUCUUGAGGGCUACUACCAGGAGACUGGCCGUGCUGGACGUGAUGGCGCAGCUUCAGAUUGUUAUUUGUUCUAUGGAACCCAUGACUUGUUCACCUUACGAAAGAUGAUCGACGAAAACAAGGACGGCAGCAAGGAACAAAAAGAUCGUCAACAUGAUAUGCUUCGAAGGGUUGCUCAGUUUUGUUUGAACAAUACGGAUUGUCGUCGCGUCCAAGUCCUUGCUUACUUUGCCGAGAGCUUCUCCAAAGAAGAUUGCAACAACAAAUGCGACAACUGCAACAAAACAGAAGAGCUGGUUGAAGUUGACUACACUGAGCUCGGCCUUGCUGCAGUCGAGCUUGUCAAAGAGGUCGCCUCUGUUCGCAAUGUCACUCUUCAUCAGUGUCUUGAUCUGUUCCGAGGCACUGGUCGUGGUAUCACCGCCGAAGACAAGGAAGCUGAGAAUUUUGGGGCGGGCAAAGAUCUUGAUCGAGAGAACGUGGAUCGUCUUUUCGGUCUUCUGUUGGCUGAGGACGUUAUUCGCGAAUUUUCUGUCUUCAACAAAUCUAAGUUCGCUAAUCAAUAUCUCACACUUGGACCAAAAAGGCACAUGUUCGGGCAUGGCCGCGGCAAGCAGAAGCUGAUGCUCCAUGUGCCAGUGUCAGCAGCAGGUUCAAAGGCUACCAAACGCAAACAGAAGGUCGCAACGGGUACCGGUGUCAAGGCUUCCAAAGCGGCCAAGAAAGGCCAACAGUAUCCUUCGACCAACAUAUCGUCCCCUGUCCAAGCAGGGCCAAGUCGUAAGCGUGGUGGUCUUACAUACAAUGGCUAUGAGGAGGACACCUUCAUUGUUGACGAUCCCGAUGAGGACGAGGACUAUGGAGACUCCGAGGCCGAGGAUGAUGCUUUCGAGCCUGUUCGAACAGACAUGAACUCCCGCUCUCGUGGCCAGAGAGAGCUCGGUGCACCGAUAACCAGGGACGAAGCUCUUUACAACUUGGAUGAAGUUCACCAAGAUGUGAUCGCGGCGUUUGUUCAGCAAGCCAAAGAACAGUUGCUGGAUCUCAUGAAGAAGAAGAAGCUGCGCCAACAACCAUUUUCUGAUACCAUGCUGCGCGAGAUGGCCAUCAAAUUCCCCAGGAACAUGGCUGCAAUGAAGGGAAUCCGAGGAAUCGACAAUGCCAAAGUCGAUUGCCACGGUGCAAGUCUACUUCCUCUAAUCGCACAUUACAAAAAGCAACUCGACGAGAUGCAAGGUUCAGAAGACAAGCCAUACGAUCCCAACCAUGCCACAGUCAUCCUGAUCGACAGUGACGACGAUCAGGACGAUGACGAAGACGAGUUUGCGUACGAUGAAGGGCUUAGUUCUGAGCCCGAAGCCGCAAGUCAAGGAAGACAACCCGAAAAACAAUCUUCAUAUUUCAAGCCCAGUCGUGAAGUCGAAGCAUUCAACGCUAGAUUCUCACAGUCACAGGCUGCACCUCGAGCAGCUGUGCCACCGCCCAACAAGCGUGUCCGUGCCGAGUCUGGUGGCGCCAGGUGGAAUGGCAAGAAAGCAGCUGCCCGUCGGUCCAGUUUUGGGAAAGGCAAAUCCGCUGCUGGAGGAGCGGUCAAGAAACGUGCACCAGCUGCGAAGAGACAGAAUGGUAUCACCUCGAAGUUCUCGUACAACAACGGUGCUGGUCCUUCCAAGAAGGGAGGAGGCGGUGGCACUUCUAGUGGAAUUGGCAUGAUGCCUCUGUGA